GUUAACGCAAAUGAAUAUAACACUGAUGACGAUUCCGGCGACGAAAAUGAAGUGGAUAUAAACAACCUCCCUGGAAGUUAGCUGAUGACUGAAGUUGAGGUUGUAUUUGAAAACAAGGGAUCAAACCAAACUACAGUUGAGAGUGAUUUUGAUAGCGACGAUGACCUACCUUUGUCUACCUUUCUUACGAAAAAACGACCAAAAUUAUCAAAACCAAAUUACUCUUGGAAAAAAGGUGACAUCAACCAAGAUUUUCCAGAAUGGGUAAACACAAGUGGUCCAAAAAAUUCUUUAUCUCCUUUAGAACUAUUUUUUCAGUUUAUAGAUGACGAAAUUAUUGACUUGGUUGUGAAAUAUUCCAAUAUAUAUGCUUUUCAGCAUAAUCGCCGAGUCAUUUGCACCCCUUGAAGAGUGCCAUAGCGUGGACGAGUCCA
Molecule: messenger RNA, 434 nt
Organism: Acanthoscelides obtectus
Lineage: Eukaryota; Metazoa; Arthropoda; Insecta; Coleoptera; Chrysomelidae
Source: the annotation of a GenBank genome assembly